AUGACCCCCACUGUCCCACCAACCCACUCCCCAGCCCACUCCCCAGCCCCCUCCUCAGCCCACUCCCCAGUCCCCUCUUCAGCCCACUCCCCAGUCCCCUCUUCAGGCCACUCCCCAGCCCCCUCCUCAGCCCCCUCUCUAGCCCCCUCCUCAGCCCACUCCUCAGCCCACUCCUCUGCCCACUCCCCAGCCCCCUCCUCAGCCCACUCUCCAGUCCCCUCUUCAGCCCACUCCCCAGUCCCCUCUUCAGCCCACUCCUCAGCCCACUCCCCAGACCCCUCCUCAGCCCCCUCUCUAGCCCCCUCCUCAGCCCACUCCUCAGCCCACUCCUCAGCCCACUCCCCAGCCCACUCCCCAGCCCCCUCCUCAGCCCACUCUCCAGUCCCCUCUUCAGCCACUCCCCAGUCCCCUCUUCAGCCCCCUCCUCAGCCCACUCCCCAGUCCCCUCUUCAGCCCACUCCCCAGUCCCCUCUUCAGCCCCCUCCUCAGCCCACUCCCCAGUCCCCUCCUCAGCCCACUCCCCAGCCCCCUCCUCAGCCCAGUCCCCAGUCCCCUCUUCAGCCCACUCCCCAGUCCCCUCUUCAGCCCCCUCCUCAGCCCACUCCUCAGCCCACUCCUCUGCCCACUCCCCAGCCCACUCCCCAGCCCCCUCCUCAGCCCACUCUCCACCCCCUCCUCAGCCCACUCCUCAGCCCACUCCUCAGCCCACUCCCCAGCCCACUCCCCAGCCCCCUCCUCAGCCCACUCUCCAGUCCCCUCUUCAGCCACUCCCCAGUCCCCUCUUCAGCCCCCUCCUCAGCCCACUCCCCAGUCCCCUCUUCAGCCCACUCCCCAGUCCCCUCUUCAGCCCCCUCCUCAGCCCACUCCCCAGUCCCCUCCUCAGCCCACUCCCCAGCCCCCUCCUCAGCCCACUCCCCAGUCCCCUCUUCAGCCCACUCCCCAGUCCCCUCUUCAGCCCCCUCCUCAGCCCACUCCCCAGUCCCCUCCUCAGCCCACUCCCCAGUCCCCUCCUCAGCCCACUCCCCAGCCCCCUCCUCAGCCCACUCCCCAGUCCCCUCUUCAGCCCACUCCCCAGUCCCCUCUUCAGCCCCCUCCUCAGCCCACUCCCCAGUCCCCUCCUUAGCCCACUCCCCAGCCCACUCCUCAGCCCACUCCCCAGCCCCCUCUUCAGCCCACUCCCCAGCCCCCUCCUCAGCCCACUCCCCAGCCCCCUCCUCAGCCCUCUCCCCAGCCCCCUCCUCAGCCCACCCCCCAGCCCCCUCCUCAGCCCACUCCCCAGCCUCCUCCUCAGCCCACUCCCCAGUCCCCUCUUCAGCCCACUCCCCAGCCUCCCACAAGCCUCUGUCGGGCGACGCUGGCCCCUGA
Oncorhynchus kisutch (coho salmon) is the source of this 1365-nucleotide messenger RNA. RefSeq names its product sialidase-like. Bases 1 to 1365 code for a protein of 454 amino acids. The transcript has 4 exons. NCBI's taxonomy places the organism in Eukaryota, Metazoa, Chordata, Actinopteri, Salmoniformes, Salmonidae. The record is from RefSeq and is a predicted model, not a curated record.